CCAAUGAAACAAAUCUCAAAAUUAUAUUAUCCUGAAAAUAAUUAAUAACAAAUGUAUUUUUAAAAUUCUCCAGACUCUAGCCCAUUUAGAGAGAGACGGGGGUUCACAGAAGGUGGGUGAGUGUUGGCUUGGCUGACCGUCUGCGGUUCUGUCGCGGUGCUGAGAAAUGUUCCUUUUGGAUCGGACCGUGCGCUUUCAUACCUUUCUCUCGUUUUCAAACGAAUCGUCUCUCUCUCUCUCUGUUUUUUCACUCUGCACUCUUGAUUUUUACAGUUAUGAAACUCGAAAUGCAAAAGCACUAAACUUCUGGUGGAAAUGUAAAGAACUCAUCAGUUGUACCUGGUGUGAGGAACUUGGGGUUUAAACCAGAGGCAGAUUUGAAACCUCUUAAACUGUGAGGUUGAGUAGGGACAUGGCCUAGGAUUGUUUCCCCGGAGUCGGUCGAUAGCUGAGGGAACGCGAUGUGUCCGAUGGGACAGGCAGUGUGUGCGUGCGCCCGUGCCGCGUUCACGUCUCCUUUGUUGUGCACGGUGACAUUGGCAAUUGUGUUUUAGCUCUGGCCUGAGACUGACUAAAAUUUCGUUUGGUUCCAAUAAGCGCAAGUGUGUGUGUAGGUGUGUGUGUGUUGCGAGAAAGCAAGAAGAGAGAGGGGGCAGGGGAGGGAGGGUGGAUUGAUCUGGCGCUGUUAAAAUCUUGUUCUGUUUUUUCUUGGAGUGAUUUCUGCGCUCUGCUGUGGAGCUUCAGAAGAGAAACGACUGGAGAGGAAACGAGCAGCUUUUGCGCACAGGAGACGCUCUUCUGCUCCGCUUGUUUAUUCCCAACGUUUUUGCGUGCGUAUUUGUGAAUGAAAGCGACCGAGGAAGAGGAGGAGGCGCAGGUUAAGUGGACGCUGUUUGAAGUGCACGGAUCGCCUCCUUUUAUGCUCAAAAAGAAGACGCAUUGUAUCCGUGCACAGCCCUGCUCUUCGUGCAGACUUUUGCGCUGUUCUGGGGGAGCUGCAAACUUUCCUCAUUUUAAAAAAUAAAUAAAAAGCUCAGAUUGCAUUCUUUCCUCCUUCAAACAUUUGCGAGGUGAUGUCAUCGGCCCGUGUUUUUGGCUGCUAUUGCGCUCUAGGCAGCGAUUGAGUCCGGGAAAUCAGGUGCAGAGGGCGACUGUCGCGGGUGGCUGCGAGCGCGUGUCACUCACCCCACACCCUCUCUCUGUGUCUUUCCUUCUGCUUUCACUUUGCCACAUCUUCUGAGCUGGACCGCUCCGUAUCUCCGCGUUUCCUGCGCCGUGGACGUUUUAAACCCGCUGUAGGGUGCAGCAGCCAUGAACCCGGAGUCCAGUUCGCCGCCUCCGCGUCUUCAUCACACCACUCCCGUCCAGGUGUUCUGCCUCCUACGGUGCGUUAUUUCGCCCGUAACGGGCCAACACUGAAACACCCGUCUUUCCCUUCCACCUUACCUCUCAUGCGUGCGCAUUCCAAAGAAUUCUUCCGUUUUAAACCCUAUCAAUAAGCUUUCUGUGGAUGGACAUUUUUUAGACUGGAAAGUUACAUUUGAACAGCAACACGCUUAUUGGAAACACUAGGCACUAAUUUCAUUUCGUUGUCUGUUGGGUUUCAGAAAGUUUUCAUGAGCGGUCACGGAAACGACGCAUAGGUGUGUGUCGUGUUUGAACUUCAAUUCACCUGUUCCCCAGACUCAAAGGAUACAGCUGCGUCCCGCCUACUGCGCGUUACCGACCCCCUGACCCCAAGCCGCCCGUUACCGGGAUAGAGAUGCAGUCAACCGGUGCAAACGGGAACUUCCGCGGACCGUGCAUACAUACGGAUUAAACAAACAGGACAGACGUUAAACUGCGACCCGGAGAGCCGUUUCUCGAGAGCGCACGGAGCCACUCGGACACGGAGGAAGCGAUGUGGGCCUUUCUCUCCACGCUGGCUGUCGUAUAUAUCCAGAUGAUGCUGGUCAUGUGUGAUCCUCUACAGGUGUUUGGCGUGGAUGGGGUAAAUUUCAGCGUGCACGUGGAGAAUCAGACCCGUGCACGAGACGCCAUGAGUCGACGACAUCACCGAGUAUACCAGCUUUACAGCCGCACCAGUGGGAAACACGUCCAGGUGCUGGGACGCAAGAUCAGCGCUCGUGGAGAAGACGGAGACAAAUAUGCCCAGCUCGUAGUGGAGGCCGACACCUUCGGUAGCCAGGUGCGAAUUCGAGGAAAGGAAACCAACUUUUACCUGUGUAUGAACCGCAGAGGGAAGCUCGUAGGCAAGGCCAGUAAUCGCAGUGAGGACUGCGUCUUCGUGGAGAUGGUUUUGGAAAACAACUACACGGCCCUCAUGUCAGCGCGCUACACAGGGUGGUACGUGGGCUUUACUAAAAAGGGUCGCCCUCGCCGCGGCCCUCACACGCUUCCCAAUCAACAGGACGUUCACUUCAUGAAACGCUUCCCUCCAGGAGAGCAGCCGGUCUUUCCGCCGUUUCGAUUCACGACGGUCAGCAAGAGGAUCAAAAGAGUUCGCGCGGCACGGCCACGCUAAUGCAGAAACUACAACGUCAUGCCGUGUGAACGCUUACAUGAGGACAUAAACAAAGAGACCAUCCUACAUCACAGUUCAGCUAAAAGACGCUGCCUAACCUAAGCAGAAGUUGAUGUGGUCCAACAUCACUUCAUAUUCCACUGGGUUAAACCUCGUACAACCCUACCAAUAAACACUAGCUAUUCUACGCCAGAGCUGCGGUUUACAGCGGCUCACAUAUGACACGGAGAAAACUAACCAAAGCAAACUCAACGAUAUGGGCAGAGGAAGCAUUAGACUGCUAAUCCAGCUAGCGGCCCACAAUCCCACAAUGGAGAAACGAUCCUCCCAAUGCUAAAUGAAACACAACCACACUGGCCUAUAGACGACGAUCGUGUUGCAAUUUUCCUAAGACUUCCAAACCCUGGACGUGAUCCCGCCUGAGGGAGAAGAGCUGAUAGGCCAGAAGUUGUGGAUGUGGUAAAUGGACACAGAUUGGAAUGAGACAAAUGAGAGAAAGACUACUGCUGGAAGCUCUCCUGAUAAGACGCCUUACAGGAAAUGUUCACUCGAAAAUGAAAAUUUAGUCAUCCUUCACUCACCCUCAAGAAUCUUUUUACGAGAUCAGUUCACAGUAACUGCAGAUGAAUACUUCACAGCAGACUAAAGAACAGACCCAAAAUUUAAAGGAUUCCUUCCCUCUAUGACAUUUCUUUAUAUGCAAGAAGCUAUUAAGAAAGAUUACAGUAAAUAAGUUCCUUACACUCUUAAAAAUAAAGGUGCUUCACGAUGCCAUAGAAGAACCAUUUGAGUAAUUCCAGACAUUUGCAGUCAAAACUUGAAAUAUAUAUUCUCACAGAAUGCAUUUAUUACCAAUAUAUUGAACCCUGUGUUAAAAUGUUCCUACUGAUGAGUCCAGACAUCAGAAACUAUCGGUUUAUACGCAUGUUUUCUGUUUUAGUAAAAAGAAACAUGCAUGCAUUAUGGAUGUGACAAAAUAAGAACACGUUUUUGGGAAACAGUAUACUUUAUACUUUAUAUUAAAAUGCACAAACCAGAAGCAAUAAUACCCAAUAAAUGAGAAGGGACGACUCUUCAAAGAACAUUAAAUAUUUAUUUUAAUUUAAUUUUUGUAUGUGCAUGAGAAAAAAAACAAUGUUAUGGACAUUUCUCCAUUAUGGACAUGACAAUUUUGAAAUGUGCACAUACUUAACUAUGGAAAAUAAUAAAAAACAUGCACUCUAAAAAUAGCGGAGUUAUUUUUUAAAGCCAAAACUAAUCUAGUGCUGUGUUGAUUUAACCGAAGUGCUGGGUUAUUAUAACCCAUGGUUGCAUAACAAGUUAACAACAACCCAACAUUGUAUAAUUUUUAACCCAGCAUGUGUUCUGCCCAAUAUUUACCCAUUAUGAGUUAAAAAUAACCCAGCCAUUUUUAGAGUAUGCUUUAAAAACUUUAAAGUUGGUGUGUGUCAAUUUUAGUGGCAUCUAAUGGUGAGAUUGCGAAUUGCAACCAACAAUUUCAAAACGCACAUUGUAGCCGCCACAGGAAAAACAUGUUGUCGUCUGCAGUGUUGGGGAAAGUUACUUUUACAAGUAAUGCAUUACAAUAUUAAGCAACUCCCCAAAAAAGUAACUAAUUGCGUUACUUAGUUACUUUUCAUGGAAAGUAAUGCUUACGUUACUUUUAAGUUUCUUUUGCGUUACUUUUUCUUACUUGGCUGAGGCUUGAUCUCUUUUUUUAUGAUCUCAAAAAUGUCAAUCAAACCACUGGUAAUAUAGUUAUGUAUUUAUAUUGCAUUUCUGAUCCUUCUAAAAGUUACACAACGCACCAAUACUUUAAAUGGGGUAUUGAACAGUGGCAGCCGGUGACUUCUUUUUUUGAGGCGGCAUGAUGUGAAGUUCGUCACAACAUGUAUGUAGCCAGUCAUGUGUGUGGUUCGUAAUUUCAAAAUAUGAUAAAAGAGACUCCAGUUUGCCAGAUACUCGCAUAAUCUCAUGCGUAAUCAGAGUUUACUGUUAAGGGAGUGUCUUGCGUGUAUUUUGUGAACGUGAGCGUCUCUUUUAUCAUAAACGGUUUUGACGCGUGUGCACCAGGCACUUAUUUUGACAAAACACAUGAUGAACAUGGUUCACAUGAUGCAACAAACACAUAUUUUGAAAACACGAGCAACACACGACACUUCAAACACAUAUUUUGAAUUUGCACCCCUCGGAAAAGCAGUCACGAGCCGCCACUGGUAUUUAAACUACCAAAUAUUGACAUCUAAGAUGUACGGUUAAAAACUUGAGGUAUAAACUUUAUUUAAAGGUAUGAAAGAAAUGGUUCUUUUAUGGCAUCACUGUGAAGAACCUUUAAAGCACCUUUAUUGUUAAAGGUGUAUACAGCUCUAUCAUACAGCUAUAUCAUAUCUCUUCACAAUACAGUGUUGGAGAUCUAAAGACCUCUUUAAGGGCUUUUAAACAGUUUGGUCUCUUUAAAAGAGAUUUGCAAUGACCUGAAAGAGUAACUAGUGACAGUAUUUUCAUGUUUGAGUGAACUGUUUCUAAUUAAGCUAAUGAGUGAAUGGAUUUAAUGCUGUGUAUGUGCGUGUGCAAUUGCAAAAGCUUGUGUUUGGUUACAUCAAGACCACGGGGGAAAUAACCGUAGGAUGGACGUUACUGGGAUGGCUGGAAUUAACUAGAACUGGAAUGUCAAAGACAAUUAGAAAACCUCUCGAAAGCUGCACCAAAUACUAUUGACCAAAGACACGUGGUGACCAAUGACAGUAAAACCCUUCCCACUGGUCCAAUUGGGGGGGAGGAUUUGCCACGAAACGACACGAGGAGCAACGUUCCUGUUUGGAUCCAUGUGGAAUGCUGCUACUAAAAAACGAAUGGAGAACCAAAGUCUUAUACCAGCUCAUUAAAGGGAUAACAUUACGAAACUCUUUUUAAAAAAAUAAAUAAAUAUAUAUAAAUAUAUAUAUAUAUAUAUAUAUAUAUAUAUAUAAAGAUAAAGUCAUAUUACUAUGACUGCUACUAUCAUUGUUGUUACUCUAAAAUAAAUUUACUAUUUAUUUUCUCUUUGUUUAUGGCAAAAAGCUUUCCAAAGCCAGUAAACAUAAAUGAAAUGUGUCUGUGUUUUAAAAAAAUACAUGCUGUGUGAGUCAUUAUUAUUAUAAAACACAAUCUGUGUUGAGCUAUACGACCACUAACUAUUUGCAAUUGCCCAGAGCCCUGGAUGUUAACAUGGUUAUGAAUCACGUAUGCUAACUUUUGCAUUAUGUUAACAUUAUAGAAGGACAGGUGUACUGUAAAUCAUGUGAUGUCACAGACUUACAAUAAAGGUAGCAACACCCACGCAACCACAGGAGAAAUCAU
Molecule: messenger RNA, 5863 nt
Organism: Paramisgurnus dabryanus
Lineage: Eukaryota; Metazoa; Chordata; Actinopteri; Cypriniformes; Cobitidae
Gene: fgf18a
Product: fibroblast growth factor 18a
Molecular function (GO): growth factor activity
Source: RefSeq, a predicted model, not a curated record